AAAAUUAAAUAAAUUACUCGAGACAAACAUCACAAUCUGAAGUAUCAAACAUCUUUUGAGAUGACAUGAGCAUUAUCGACUAGUCAGGAAAUUGCAGAGAGAAAGUCAAGAAAACUUCCGGUGCAAUGAGGAUCGCAGAGAGACGCAGCACCGAAAAAAGGGUAGGUUGCCACACGUCACUUCUCCGAUUUAAGAAAACCAGCGGAGAAGGAAACUCUCACUCUGCUCUGGGAUCUCUUCUUCACAGAAGGAAACUCGCGUCUCUCCUCCACCGAUCACAGCGGAGAAGCAUUAUUUCUUCUCCUUCUUUGAUCUUCACCGGAUCUCCUCCCUUCUUUGCAAUUCAUGAGAAGCGUCUCACCAAGACUCUAAGGGAAGAAAUUGUAAUUCCUCUACCUACAACAGUUACCGUCCAGAACACGAAUGCUCUCAUUUGUAUACGGUAUGUCCAUUUUGUCUGCGGUUGAUUCUAUCAGUGUAUCAAUUGUGUGUUUGAGUUUUAAAUGGAAAUUACAUGAAAAUAGUGAUAAUUUUAAUACCCAUUUGUUUCAAAAUUAGGAUUAACUUAUGUGUGGUCAAAACAAAUGCAUUAACAUAUGCCAGAUUUUAUAAAUUAAAAUUGUGAAAGUAAAGGCAAUUUGGUUUA
Molecule: messenger RNA, 646 nt
Organism: Cuscuta campestris
Lineage: Eukaryota; Viridiplantae; Streptophyta; Magnoliopsida; Solanales; Convolvulaceae
Source: the annotation of a GenBank genome assembly